Molecule: messenger RNA, 9433 nt
Organism: Callithrix jacchus (white-tufted-ear marmoset)
Lineage: Eukaryota; Metazoa; Chordata; Mammalia; Primates; Cebidae
Source: RefSeq, a predicted model, not a curated record
AUAUAUUUUUUAAGUAAUAAAACAAUGCAUUAAAAAAAUGAAUAGUAGGGGAAUCGCGGAUUGGGUGCAGACAUGGCCAAGUCCAAGAACCACACCACACACAACCAGUCCCGAAAAUGGCACAGAAAUGGUAUCAAGAAACCCCCAUCACAAAGAUACGAGUCUCUUAAGGGGGUGGACCCCAAGUUCCUGAGGAACAUGCGCUUUGCCAAGAAGCACAACAAGAAGGGCCUAAAGAAGAUGCAGGCCAACAAUGCCAAGGCCAUGAGUGCACGUGCCGAGGCCAUCAAGGCCCUCGUAAAGCCCAAGGAGGUUAAGCCCAAAAUCCCAAAGGGUGUCAGCCGCAAACUCGAUCGACUUGCCUACAUUGCCCACCCCAAGCUUGGGAAGUGUGCUUGUGCACGCAUUGCCAAGGGGCUCAGGCUCUGCCCGCCAAAGGUCAAGGUCAAGGCCAAGGCCAAGGCCAAGGAUCAAACCAAGGCCCAGGCUUCAGCUCCAGCUUCAGUUUCAGCUCAGGCUCUCAAAGGUGCCCAGGCCCCUACAAAGGCUUCAGAGUAGAUAUCUUUGUCUGCCAAUGUGAGGACAGAAGGACUGGUGUGACCCCCUCCCCGGGGCUGCCAUCUGCAUGGGGCUGGGGUCCUCCUGUGCUAUUUGUACAAAUAAACCUGAGGCAGGAUUAAAAAAAAAAAAAAAAAAGAAUAGUAACUAGAAUUGAAAAAGUCCUGGCUCUAUCACUAGAUGUGUCUUCGUCAGUAAGCCAUUGAAUUUCUGAGAGCUCUCAGAAAUCCUGCAAUGGGGGAAGAGCCUAAACACCCCGCUCCCAGGUCCCUAAUCUCCCAGGAGAUUAAAGGGACUGUGGGAUAGGAAAGCACUUUGGAAAUCGUAAAUAGCUACAACAAAGUUAAUUGCUAUUCUCAUUAGAGAUGUGAUGCUUUUAGUGGCUUUGAUCAUUAAUAAUAACUCACAUCCAGGACUGUGCGCUGUAGUUUUAAGUUUCUGUUGAUUCUUAUUGUAUUUUGAUUUAUUAGGUCCAACUUAAUUUACUUCAGGCCAAGGCAGUAGAUUGUGUGCUGAGUAAAUAAUAAAGAUAAUUGGGAUGCACUUAACAGUCAGAAGGGAAUUGUCCCCAGUUAGUCAUUUGUUUUUCUAGCACAGAAAAAAAGCACAGUUCUUACUGUAUCUGAAAGAUAUUUUGGUAGGAAUGCUCAUCAAGACUAAGCUUGCACUCGAGUCCCUUUCUUAGGAGUAGUUUUUGCCCGCAUCAUAAUUUCAGAACAUGAGAUACUUGGAAUGCUUUUCAUCAUUGAGGUUUACUUCUCUUUAUAUGGAACAUAGUUUCUACCUGAAAAAUCAAGACUUAUAGUUAAUUGUUUUCCCUUUUGGAAGCCUGAGGUUUGUUUCUAAGUAUUUCCAGUGUUUUGUUCUUUAAGGAACACAUGCUUAUGAAAAAACACAAAUACUUUGAGCAAAAAGUCUUCUGUGUCUCCCUUCUGCAAGUUGAGCUUGCAGAUCAGAGUGGAGCUCUGGUCUAUUUGCAUUCGAGAGGGAUGCCUUCUAGGCAAAUACAGCAUGCUAGAUAUGUCAGUAUUGGGUUGCUUGGAACUCCUUAGGCUAAAGAAACAUUCCUUUGAAGAGCUCGGUAGAGCUCCCAGCCACGAGGAUGCCAGGCUUAUUUGCAGCAUGGCUUUUACUCUCUGUAAUGAAUCCGCAGGGCAUCUCUCUGGAAAGAAGCAAAAUAUAGCAAACUGCCUGUUGAUUGUGAUUCUACAGUAUUUUUGCAUUGAAGAAAAUUGCUUACUUCAGACACCUGGGGAGGGGCUUUUUGGGUAGCAUUCACGUGGAGAUCCUUGAAAAUAUUGUUUUUUACACCAAAAUGAAUGGGUGUUUUGUGGUUGUGUGAUUCAGUAACUAUGAUUCUUCUUAUUUUAUUUAUUUGUCCUUUAGAAGGUAUCGUGGUGCUAUGUCUCUGUUAUAAGGAGUUAUCUUAAAAAAAAAAAAAAAAAAGGCAGUGACUUGAAAUGAGUGGUAGGAAUAACAGUAUGUCCCACCUCAUCACCACCCCACAGGACUAAUGUGUUCUUUUAAUGGGUCUGGUUUGUGUGGAUGGUUUCACCUUCGUUGGUUUCCAGCUGAAAGUGCUGGUGGGCAGUUGCUGCAGAUGAUUAACACAACUACCUAGCUGCCCAUAUUCUUAUUAACAUUAAAUUACCCUUGUCUUAAAUCUCUUUUUAUUCAAUUUCUUUCAUUGAUUGUUAGAUGUUUUUACCUUUUUCCCCCAAGGUCUACCAUAUUUCUUCACAGCACCCAUGGUAAUUAUUAGGAUAGUAGGCAUAUCUGGGGUUUACAGUGCUUGUUUACUUGAAAAAGAUUUUUUCAGUUUCAGGUAUAUAGUUACUUCAAAUAAUGUAACACUACCAUAAUUAAUGUAACUAUAAUAAAAUAACCUAACUGUAAUUAUCUCAUGCAGAAUAAUCAUUUGAACAUUCCAAAAGAGAUAUAAAGAGAGUUCGACUGGGCGUGGUGUCUCACAUCUGUAAUUCUAGGACUUUGGGAGGCUGAGGCAGAUGGAUCACUUGAGCCCAGGGAUUCAAGACCAGCCUGGGCAGCAUGGUGAAACUUUAUUAAAGAAACCUGGCAAAACUUUAUUAUUUAAAAAAAAAAAAAAAAAAGAUAAAAGGGAAAUAGGCCCAAAUCCCUAUCUACCAAAAGUUUUACAGCCUAGUCUUAUUUAUUUUUUAGAAAAGUCUGGGCUGAUGAAUACUUUUUUAAAAGUCAGCUUUUAGGCCGGGCGCGGUGGCUCAAGCCUGUAAUCCCAGCACUUUGGGAGGCCGAGGCAGGUGGAUCACGAGGUUAAGAGAUCGAGACCAUCCUGGUCAACAUGGUGAAACCCCGUCUCUACUAAAAAUACAAAAAAUUAGCUGGGCAUGGUGGCGCGUGCCUGUAAUCCCAGCUACUUGGGAGGCUGAGGCAGGAGAAUUGCCUGAACCCAGGAGGUGGAGGUUGCGGUGAGCUGGGAUCGCGCCAUUGCACUCCAGCCUGGGUAACAAGAGUGAAACUCUGUCUCAAAAAAAAAAAAAAAUCAGCUUUUAAAGCAUAUGCAGAUUUGAUCCUUGCUUUCCUUACUUGACAGGACCCCCCUUUUGGAGCUUUUGGCUAUCGUCGAGAAAAUAUAGCAAUUAAAAACCAUUAUGAUAAUAGUUACAGAAAUGUAGUACUUACAGUGUGGCAGGUACUAUUCUAUGUGUUGUUUAUGUUAAUUGAUUUAAUUUAAAAAUACAGAGAUCUUCACAUAAGGUAUGACAGGAUAAAUUUUAUUCCACUAAAGGGAGUAGGGUGUGGAGGUGGGGGUUGUCUGGUUCUAACAGGAUUUCCCCUGUCCUUUGCUGCUGCUCCUGUUUUAUAUAACUCUGGGCUGUAACCCCUCCACCACACCUUCUGCACCCUCCUCAUAGUGCUGUGGGAACUCUUCCAAUGUCUCUUUCAUCCUGCAGACAGCAGGGUUCUUGACUUGGACUCAUACAGUUCUUACAGGCGGAAUCAGAGGCAUUCUGCAGAAGCUAUAGUUUCACUGAGAUUGGUAAUUGGACAAAACUACUGAACUCUCAGGCUGUGACGAGCUUUUUGCAUUAGACUAGUGGGUGGGUCUGAUGCUCUUUGGCUGCUGGGACACUCAAGGAAGGAUUGGAAGAGAAGGACAAGGAGAGUCCUCAGAAAUGGGGUCCUACUGCUUAUAAGGUUGUGCAUGCUCUCUUAGGAAGUCAUGUAGAUUAGGCCAGUACCUAAUGUUCCCUCUACAUGGCAGAGAGAGGACAGAAAGCCAUUAGAGGAGAGAAGGCUAUUGGUCUGGGUGUUUAUUUUAUGCCUGCUGCAUCUCUAACAGCUCCUGGGCUUUGGAAGGAGAGUUUUGGGUGCUCUGGACGGAGUGUGGGUUUCUGAGUCAGAGGGAACUUGAGGUUGGCCCCUUAUGCUGCUGCUUACUACUUGUGUAGAUGUGGGCAAAUUAUCUAAUCCCCUGCAUUCUUCAUCUUUUCAUCAAAUUCAACAAAUAUUAAGUGCCUGCUAUAUGUGGCUGAUAUAGUCUUGAACAAAACAAUUACUGCUCUCAAGGAACUAGAGAGGGUGCCAAACAGUAAACAAAAUGAAUAAAUACACUAUAUAGAUAGCAAUAAAUGCUAAGACUGCAAUUUUAAAUAGGGUAGUCAGAGAAGGCAUCACUGAUUAGGUAACAUUUGUGCAAACACCUGCAGGACCUAAGGGAGAAGGCUGUUCAGCUAGCUGGUGAUAAGAGCAUUCCUUGUGGAGGGACCCUAGUGCAGAGGCCUUGAGGCAGCGGUGUGCCUGGUAUGCUGGAAGAGAAGCAAGGAGGCUGGUGUGGCCGGAGCAGAGUGAGCAGGGGAGCAGCAGGUGAUGUGAUCAGAGAGGCAAGUGGGCAGUAGAUGGUGGAGUACUUUGAAGACCAUUGUACAAACCUGGGCACUUACUCUGGGUAAAAUGAGACAGUGGUGGUGGGAGAGAGGGUGCUUGAGUACGAAAGUGACAUGGUUUGACUCGAGGUUUAAAGGAUCACCUUGGCAGUUGUAUUGAGAUAGUGUGGGGAGGGGAAAGGAAGGACAGAAACAGAAAGACCAAGCAUGGGGCUGUUGAGCAUCCAGGUGAAAGGUGAUGGAGGCCUGCAUCAAGAUGGCAGUUGUAAACAAGGGAGAAUGGUCGUAUCCAUUUAAUAAUAACCAGCUGAUGGGAUGCUGUGAGGUUAAAUAGGAAGCAUAGGGAACGUGGGCUUGUAGGCUCUUCAGAGAGGGUAGCUGCUGCUCUGAUUAUUAAGACGUUUGUUGUAGGACAGACUCUCUCUUUUUUGUAGUCAGGGUCUCACUCUAUUGCCCAGCUGGAGUGCAGUGGCACAAUCAUAGCUCUCUGCAGUCUUGAACUCCUGGGCUCAAGAGAUCCUCUGCCUCAACUUCUUGAGUAGCUUGGAUACAGAUAUGUGCUACCAUGCCUGGCUAAAUUAAACAAAAAUUAUAGCAACGUGGCCUCGCUAUACUGACCAGGCUGGUCUCAAACUCCUGGACUCAAGCAAUUCUCCUGCCUUGGCCUCCCAAAGUACUAGGAUUAUAAGUGUGAGCUACUGUGCCUGGCUGAAGGACAGUCUUGAAGUAAAGGAAACAAAUUGGGGAUUUGCCCAUCCAGUCUGCAGCAGCAGUGUGGGGAAUAGAACUCAGACCUUCUGGCUUUAAACCAAAUAGAAGGCCUCCUGCCUUUCCCUUUAAUAAAAAUCUAAAUCACUGUGAAAUCACAGCUUGGAAAUGCUCAAUUAAAUCGUGUGCAUGUCACAGAGCUUCUGAUAUCACAGCUUCUUUUUUUGGCUUCACCUUAUACCAUGUGAGCUUGAAGUAUAAAGCAGCGAGCUUGAUUUCCAUGAGUCACACAGGUGUCCACAGGUAAGUUUUGCAGCUGAUUGGCCCAUUAGUCCAUUGUAAGUUAGCCUUUAUGGUUUUAGUUUCCCUUUGUGUCCUCCCCUUGCCCUUUCUUCUCUGCAGGCAGAGUGGGUCUAACCCUAACCACCCUGGCGCUAUGUUGGCUCUCCAUUUCCUUACCCAACAUCUGUAUUUCUGCCUUCUCCAGGGGCUGUCCUCCCGUAUGCUCUAUCUGUGCAAUUUCAGCACUUGCCACCCAUCCUGAAGUUCUUAGAGAUUGAAUAGUUGGAAAAUAAACAGUGGAGGGAUCAUUGUAUUUGCAUAUUUUAGUGUUCUUAAAAGAUACAGGAUUUCUGUUGAGAGUAAGGGAUCACUACAGGAAACAGCAACCCCUCUAGGCAUUUUAAGCAGAAGGAGACAGAAUUGAGUGCUCACAGAAUCACUGGCAGGGCUGAGCCCUCAGAGCAACUCCCAGAAGAGUGAAGAUCUGGUCCUCCGGCAGGGCCACUAACCCACAGGACAUUAACUGGAGGUGUAGGUUUAAGAAACCACUCCUUACUGGGUUUCAGAGUUGAGGAAGCCUCAAUGGAGAAGAGGCUGUCACUACAGUGCCUUCUGACAUUCAAGAGAGUGGCCCUAGAGUGUGACUACAGAAAACCCACCCAUUUGGUGCAGCCAUUAUGGAAAGCCAUAUGGAGGUUCCUCAGAAAAUUCAAAAUAGAACUGCAUUGUGAUCCAGCAUGUAUGUAUCCAAAGGAAAUGAAAUCACUGUCCUGAAGCGAUAUCAGCAGGCCAUGUUUGUUGCAGCUUUACCAGUAGCCAAGAUGCAAUAGCAAUAGCCAAGAUGUGAUAGCAAUAGCCAAGAUGCGAAAGUAACCUGUGUGCACUGAUGGAUGACUGAAUGAAGGAAAUGAACCCCAAUGGAACCUUAAUAAAGGCGAACCUGCCAUUUGCGAAAACAUGGAUGAACCUGCCAAGACGUUAUGCUAAACAGAAUAAGUCAGUCACAGAAAGACACAUACUGCAUAAUCCCACUUAAAUGUGGAAUCUUAAAAAGUCAAACUCAUGGAGACAGAGUAGGAAGGUAGUUACCGGAAGGGCUGGGGGAGGGUGGUAGAAGCAAUGGGGAGAUGUUAGUCAAAGGGUACAAACUUUCAGAUAUAAGAUGAAUACGUUCUAGAGAUCCAAUAUAUAGGAUGGUGACUACAGUUACUAAUAGUGCAUUAUACUUGAAAAUUGUGAGGAGAGAUCUUCAGUAUUCUCACCACAUACAAAAGUCACUGAAGUGAUGGAUGUGUUAAUUAGCCUGAUUGUGGUAAUCAUUUAGCAAUGUAUGCAUAUAUCAAAACAUGAUGUUUGGCUUAAAUUUAUACAAUUUAUUUAUUUUUAUUUUUUGAGAUGGAGUCUUGCUGUCACCCAGGCUGGAGUGCAGUGGCACGAUCUCAGCUCACUGCAGCCUCCACCUCCUGGGUUCAAGCAAGUCUCCUGCUUCAGCCUCCCGAUUAGCUGGGGUUACAGGCAUGCAUUACCAUGCCUGGCUAAUUUUUGUAUUUUUAGUAGAGAUGGGGUUUUACCAUGUUGGCCAGGCUGCUCUCAAACUCCUAACCUCAAGCCAUCAGCCCGCCUCAGCCUCCCAAAGUGCUGGGAUUACAGGUGUGAGCCACCAUGCCCGGCCUAAAUUUAUACAAUUUUAAUUUGUCAGUUAUACCUCAAUGAAGCUGGACAAAACAAAACAAAAACCCACCUCGCAUUCCACAGCUUGCUUGCUAGCCAGAAACUGUCCAGAGAAGGCCUCUGCUUCACUUCCUCCUUCCUAAUUUUGCACAGGUGACUCUAGUUGGUUCACAUCCUGAUCUCUAGCUGCAAGGUGUGGAGUUUGAAAAAUGUAGUGUUUAACCUUCUGUCCUCUCCAACUAGGAGACAGAUGAGGUAAGAUUUAAAAAGCCAGUCCCUAGUCUUUAUCACCUCAUGCUCGUCUGUGGUGAAUACUGCAGGGGCCUCUCAUUCCAGGUAUGUUGGUAUUGACCAGUGGUGAGAAGAUUCCAUGUGCAAUAUAAAUAAGACUCUUUGCUAAACACUGAAUCCAACUGUCAACAUUUUCCAAGCUUAUCUCUAGUACAAUACUGUGUGCUUUGUAACAGGGUUACUUUUAUUAAAAAUUAAUGUUGUGAUGUCCACCUCUGAUAUCUGUAAAAUAAACAAAGUGGGCCCCAAUCACUAACCGGUAGAUUUUGGUUUGUUUAUCUUUGAAGAAAACAAUGAGUCUGGAUUUCUGUUGAACACAGAAUGUUUUUUAUGGUUCAUAUCAUUACAUAAGAAGACUGGGCGAGUUGCAUUAUUUAUAUAAAAAUAUAUACUCAAUGUUUGGUAGGAACAGCAAUUUUAGCAUACUCUUCACUAUAAAAAUACGCAGGAGUGUAUGUUAGAUACAGGUAAAUAGCAAGGAAAACACAAACUGGCAUCAACUCUGGUCUUACCAGUCUGAUUUCUCUGGAGUGCAGAAUUACCCAUUUCUUGCAGCUCUGUGUUAAGCAUGUUCUGUAAAAGUUAAUCAAAUUUCUUUAACCUUUAGCUGAUAAAGCAGCAGGGAAUUAAGGUAGCCUAAUUAGUUUGGGAACUAAAUCAGACAGAACAGAACAGAGCACAAGGUAGGAUAAAUGGAUGUUUGGUGGCCUCAUCGGAAGAAAUAGGUUACCUUUGAUAUUAUGGUAAUUCUUUGUCAUUCAUGGGGUUCCUGAGAAGUGCCCUUGCUGAUAAAAACUAAAAUUGGCAAAUCAGUGUCUUUUUGAAAAUUCGGAGUUGGGAUAAAAUUAAGUAGCACAUACACAUCUAAUCCUACUUCACAUAUACACACAUAUAUUAUAAAAUAGAUAUAGUAAUGUUCCAAAGAUAUUUGCUUCCAAAACAGACUAUAUUCCUUGGUAAUUCUUUCAAAUCAUUUUCUUUUAUUGUUCAGGAAACUUUCCUGCAGCUGUGUCCUAGACUGAUCCAGCUGCCAGUUUUAUGCAGCCUAUACUCUCCCCCCAAGUUUGAUUAUGAAAAUUUUUAUACAUACAGCAAAGCUGAAAGAAUUUUACAGUAAACACCGGUAUACUUACCACCUGCAUAAUUUCUAUAUUUUAUAGGGAGGGAGCAGCGAGAGUUUUAACUCUUGAGUUAUUUCCUCCUCUGGAAUGUUUGAUCUUUGACUCUGAUAUAGGAUUGGCUACUUGGUCCACAACUCUGAGUUAGAGCCCCCUCCUCCCAAAGCUUUCAUCAGGCUUUUUGGACAAAGGAGCCCACCAGGAUUUCUCUACCUAGCCCACUCAGGGAAAUCCAAAGAAUUUUAUGUUCCCAGAUGGAGGUGUGGAGCCAGGAAACUCCUGCCUUUGAAACUGCCCCUCUAUGGACCCAGGAAGAGAAGUUUUUCUUUAACACAGUCCCUCAGUCCUUUAUCUCCCUGAGUCCCUAAAGUCCAUUGUAUUAUUAUUAUUAUUAUUAUUAUUAUUAUUAUGUCUUUGUAUCCUUAGCUCCCACUUACAAGUGAGAACAUAGGAUAUUUGGUUUUCCAUUCCUGAGUUGCUUCACUUAGAAUAAUGGGCUCCUACUCCAUCCGGGUUGCUGAGAAUGCCAUUGUUUAAUUUCUUACUCAGCCAUAAAAGGGAACAAAAUAAUGACAUUCGCAGCAACUGGUAUGAAGUUGCAUUCAGUAUUUUAUGGCCAAGUAGUAUUCAACCAUAAAAAGGAACGAAAUAAUAUGGUGUAUAUACCACAUUUUCUUUAUCCACUUGUUGGCUGAUGGGCAUUUAGCCUGGUUUCAUAUCUUUGCAGUUGCAAAUUGUGCUGCUAUAAACAUGCAUAUGCAUGUGUCUUUUUCAUAUAAUGACUUCUCUUUCUUUGGGUAAAUACCCACUAGUGGGAUUGCUGGAUCAAAUAGUAGUUCAACUUUUAUUUCUUGAAAGAAUCUCCACACUGUUUUCCAUAGUGGUUAUACUAGUUUACUUUCUACCAGCAGUGUAAAAAUGUUCUCUUUUCUUCACAUU